This is a messenger RNA of Stegodyphus dumicola, 2167 nucleotides long. It is a transcript of the gene Serinc, whose product is annotated as serine incorporator TMS1. NCBI's taxonomy places the organism in Eukaryota, Metazoa, Arthropoda, Arachnida, Araneae, Eresidae. Gene Ontology annotation, cellular component: membrane. The record is from RefSeq and is a predicted model, not a curated record.
AUGAUUAGGGUUUCGUCUUAAUUGAGUAAUAGGAUUUACUUGUUUCUAGUCUCGAAACUGUACGUACGUUGCUGGAGUUAGUUGCUUUUUCAUAGUUUCUGAGUAAUUUUUCAAAUUAUAAGCGUUCCUGGAAAAUGGGUGGAGUACUCGCUGCUUUAACUGCUGGACAGUUGGCCUGCUGCUGUGGAAGUGCUGCUUGUAGCUUAUGUUGUUCUGCUUGUCCUUCAUGCAAAAAUUCAACAUCAACUCGCAUAAUGUAUGCUUUAAUGCUGUUACUAACUACUGUAGUUUCCUGUAUUAUGCUCUCACCACAACUGAAAGAUAAACUGGAUAAUCUACCUUUUUGCACUGAUAAAUGUCAAGAAGCUGUUGGGUACCUAGCAGUGUACAGGCUUAUAUUUGCUUUGACUUUAUUUUUCUUGAUGUUCUCUGUGCUGAUGAUUGGAGUUAAAUCAUCAAGGGAUCCUCGUGCUGGUAUACAGAAUGGAUUUUGGGGAAUAAAAUAUCUUAUAUUGAUAGGCGGUAUGAUUGGUGCAUUUUUCAUUCCAGACAAAGCUGUGUUUGGUGAAGUUUGGAUGUAUUUUGGAAUGAUUGGUGGAUUCCUCUUCAUUCUUAUUCAGCUCGUUUUAAUUAUUGAUUUUGCACAUGGCUGGACUGAACGAUGGCUUGAGAAUUAUGAAGAAACUCAAUCAAAGGGAUGGUACUGUGCUUUAGUGUUCUUUACACUGUUGCAUUAUGCACUAUCCAUCACUGCGACUGUCUUGCUUUUUGUGUAUUAUACUCAGGGUAACUCUUGUGGUGUGCAGAAAUUUUUCAUCAGCUUCAAUUUGAUAAGUUGUAUCAUUUUAUCCAUCGUAUCAAUUUUGCCUAAAGUUCAAGAUGCACUUCCUAAAUCUGGAUUAUUGCAGUCGUCAAUUGUGAUGCUGUAUGUUCUCUAUCUAACAUGGUCAGCCUUGAAUAAUUCAGAAAAAUGUAAACCUGACUUUCUUGGGAAGUCCCAAUCCAUAGAUGCUCAAAGUAUUGUAACUUUGGUCAUCUGGUUUGCUUGUGUUUUAUACUCCAGCAUACGGACUGCAAGCAAUACUCAAGUGAGUAAGUUAACCAUGUCUGAAAAAAUUCUGGUACAAGAUAGUGACUCAGAAUUUGGAAAAGGUGAUGCAGAGAAAGGAAACACAUGGGAUAAUGAAGAUUCUGAAGUGGUAUAUAGUUGGUCAUUUUUCCAUUUCAUGUUUGCUCUAGCAUCACUUUAUGUAAUGAUGACACUUACAAACUGGUACAACCCAAGCACGGAACGUGACCAUUUGUCGAAUACAAACCAAGCUUCAAUGUGGGUGAAAAUAAUAUCCAGCUGGCUUUGCAUUUUGCUCUACCUUUGGUCUAUGGUUGCACCGAUUAUUUUAAAAGACAGAGAUUUUAAUUAAAAACUUUUAGUGUAAGAUUCUGCAGAUCAGUAUCUUAGAAUGUUUUGUGAUCUUUAACCAUCAUACAUGUAUUGAUGUACAGUUUAUUCUCCUGUUAAAGAUUCUUUGAAUGUAGUAUAGAUUCUGAAAUUACAUACUUAACUGAUUUCUAAGUUUGUCCAUAUAUGUAGCUGUUGUCAUUCUGUGUAUCUGCUGAAAGAUAUUUACUAUUGUAGUAAUUUUGUGCAUACUUCAAACCUAUUAUACUUUUGUAAUUUACUAUAUAUUCAUAUUAUUAAGCCAUUCAGGAAAGAAAAAUAAUUCUUUAUAAUGCAGUUUAUAAUUUUUAUUUCAUAAUUUUAAGUAUAUACUCUUUUUUUUUUUUUAAGCAUUUCUCUUAAAUUUUUAUUUUAAAGAAAAGCAAGCAUUAAACUAGCCUUGAACAAUUUAACCAUUUUAUCAUAAUUAAAAUAAUAGUAGAAGAUAAGAGUAAUUAAAAGUAAGUAGCUUAUGCAUUUUAUUUCUGAUACUAUAUCUCUUAACUUUGAAACUCAUGUUAAAAGUCUUAAAAUAUAAGUAAGAAUUAAUUGACAAAAUUUUAUUUUUCAUAUAAAUUGCUUUACCAGUUUAGAUUUUUGAAUACAUAUGAAUGCAAAUUCAGUGUUUCCUCAUAGCCUUUCUUUUGUAACAUUUUAAAAUGUACUGUGAUAAUUUAGAGAAUUUUUGUAAAAUGAUCAAUUGAUGUAAUAAAAUUGUUGCAAACAUAA